UGUGAUUGUCACUUGUCACUUUUGUAGAAGCGGAGCUUGUCAUGCGAAUGUUUUUGUUUUUCUCUAUUUUCCAUUUUUCUCUUUCAAUAGUUUUAAUAUUUAAGAAUAUUAAUAUUACUAAUUUUAUAUAGCUUACUGGUUUAUAGAAAUAAGGCGAACAUAUAAUUAUGGCUGACGACUCUUGGAGAACCCACGCCUUUAGGCAGAAUGUUGUAGCAAAAAUAGAGGAAGCUAUUCGUCAAUCAGGCAUGAAUACAUCCAGAAACAGCAUAGAAAUGGAAAAUCACGUUUUUCAGAAAGCAAAGAACAAGGAGGAAUAUCUCAGUUUUGUCGCAAGACUCAUUCUUCAUGUUAGGGAAAUGAACAGCAAGAAGGGACAACCUGGCCCAAUGAAUGGAGUGCCAGGUGCCCAACAGCAACAGGGUCCUGGCAUGCCAGAUCCUAUUAAUGCCUUGCAGAAUCUGGCUAGUCAAGGUAGUCGAAACGCCAUGGUUAAUAUGGGGGGACCUCCACAACCAGGUUCCAUGGGCGGGCCUGGACAGGGAGCUGCUAAUUUGCUACAAACGUUAAACCGCGGUCCAGGCGGUCAACCGAUUAUGAUGCCAGGAAAUAUGUCUAUGCAGGUCCCUCAUAUGCAGUCCAUGGGCAUAGCAGGAGGAAAUCAGAUGCCUGGGCAAAUACCUAUGCAACUUCAGGGACAAAUUGGUGGCCAAAUGGGCGGGCAAAUGGGUGGCCAGAUGCAGAUGCAAGGCGCAGUCGUUUCUCAAGGUCAAAUGGGUCCAGGUCAAAUGGGACCCGGCGGUAUGCAAAUGGGUCCAGGAUCCAUGCAAGGACCAAUGGGUAACCAGAUGAUGGGAGGUCCCAUUCAACAAAUACAACAACCUAGGCAACCAAAUCCACCCAACGCGAUGUUAUUGAAUCCACCUAUGAUGGGUGGUGGAGGAUAUGUGAGACAACCAGGGCCAAAUCAAAUUUUUGUUCAGUCACCUCUACAGCAGUCAGCACAAUCUCCAGCUAGUAGCGGUAUGUCUCAACAACCUAGUGCGUCACCAGCAUUAGUACCUAGUCCAGGCACGCCCAUGGGGAUGAUGGGUGGCCCUAGGCCUCCUAGUAUGGCCCCCAGUCCUGGAGGUUCUCUAAACACACCAGGUCAGCCAGGUCAAAGUCCUAUGGGUGCUGGCGGACCAAUGACUGAUGAACAGGCUUAUAGAGAAAAGGUUAGGCAACUCAGCAAAUAUAUUGAACCAUUAAGAAAAAUGAUUGCUAAAAUGGGCAAUGAUGAUGUCGAGAAAAUGAGCAAAAUGAAGAAAUUACUAGAAAUUCUUUCCAAUCCACAACAAAGAAUGCCCCUGGAUACAUUAAUUAAAUGUGAAAUAGUCUUGGAAAAAAUCGACUUUAAGAGAGGUGAUGGUUCUGUUAAUGCUACUUCAGCGCCACACUUACCAUUUAGAGAACCACAUGUAUUCCAUCCUUUGUUAGAUGCUGUAGGUCAAAAUCUUCAAAGUCCAGUUAUUAAUCAUACCUUACAUCGUACUUUUGGACCUACCUUAGAUGCAUUAUUUGGACCUGAGUUUAAGUUAGUACCGCCAUUAAAAAAAUUGAGUGUUGAAGAACCUACUAGCGAGAUUCCCGAUGUUCUACAAGGAGAAAUUGCUAGGUUAGAUCAACGGUUUAAAGUUAGUCUGGAUCCCAAUCAGCAACCUGGUUCGAAGUGUAUUCAGUUAACCUGCUGGCUUGACGAUAAAAAUCUUCCAUGCGUUCCGCCGAUAUCAUUAAUGAUACCAGAGGAAUAUCCUAAAGAAUCGCCGACAUGUCAUAUGGCGUCUCACGAGUAUAAUGCAACCAAAUUUUUAUCAGAUGUCCAGACCGCUCUUCUGGCUAGAGUUAAGAAGCUUCCGAAACAUUUCUCUCUGUCUCAACUGCUGGACACUUGGGAAAUGAGCGUUAGGCAAGCGUCAGCUCCCUCGAACAUUCCAAUAAGUUCAUUCGCUCUGUUAAUGGGGCUUUGAAGUGUAUUUAUCCUUUUAUAUUAUCUCAGUAAAGGUAAUUAUUGGUUCUAUAAAAGUUCGUGCAAUGCGAUCAUUAUAAGCUGAAAAAUGCUAUAGUCUGUUCAACGAGUCAGGGUAGAUUUCUACAGACGUCAUCCAAAAAUGACAGAAAAUAUAGUUUACCUGUGAAUUAAAAUGACAGACACAGCUGUCACGAUCGCAGAUUCUCUCAUUACACAGUCUAUGUAGGAAUAAUAUCUUCAUUGGGAACUCAUAUUUAAAAGUGUUUUUGAGCUUAGAGUGAAUCUAUUGGUAAAAUAUAUAUUUUAAAAGUGUUAAAUGAGAUACUGAGGAACAACUAUGUUUUUUUUUUAUUUAUUAUAAGACAUAAAGUAUAA
Messenger RNA from Sitophilus oryzae (rice weevil), 2386 nucleotides. It is a transcript of the gene MED15, whose product is annotated as mediator of RNA polymerase II transcription subunit 15. NCBI's taxonomy places the organism in Eukaryota, Metazoa, Arthropoda, Insecta, Coleoptera, Curculionidae. The coding region runs from base 168 to 2009 and encodes 613 amino acids. The record is from RefSeq and is a predicted model, not a curated record. Gene Ontology annotation, biological process: regulation of DNA-templated transcription. Gene Ontology annotation, molecular function: transcription coregulator activity. The transcript has 14 exons.